CCCCUGUCUUUAUUAGACCCUUCAUUUUUAAAAAUAAAAAUAAAAAUACAAUAAUUAAUAAAUAAAACAAGUAUUUCACUGUCAUUAAAUUGAAUAUAAUACCAUAGAGACCCUCUUAUAAAUUUCAUAUCACUAAAUCUAAUAUUUCCUCAUAAAAAGUCUUACUAUACUACUACUACUACUACACUCUCUACUCAGACUAAAACUCUACUUCUACUCUGUUUUGCUAUUUCUUAAUUUAUAUAUAUAUAUUGUUAAAAAGGAAAUAUCUGAGCUUUGGAGAGCAAAAAUGGUGGCCAAGAAACCAAGAAUCGUGAUUAUUGGAGCAGGAAUGGCGGGUCUCACGGCGGCAAACAAGCUCUAUACCACGGUUGGGUUCAAGGACUCGUUCGAGCUCACCCUCGUGGAAGGUGGUUCGAGAAUCGGUGGCCGGAUAAACACGUCGGAAUUCGGCGGCGACCAGAUUGAGAUGGGGGCCACGUGGAUCCACGGCAUUGGGGGAAGCCCAGUACACAAAAUAGCUCAGGAAAUUGGAGCACUCGAGUCGGAGAAGCCAUGGGAGUGCAUGGACGGCUCUUCGGAGGAUCCGACCCGGUUCACGACCGUAGCCGAAGGCGGGUUAGAGCUGGACGGAACGGCGGUGGUCGAACCGGUUUCGGGUCUGUUUAAGAAGCUGAUGGAUUACGCUCAGGGGAAGCUGGUAGAAGAAGGUGAUGAUAGUGCGAAUGAGUCUUUGAACUACAGCCAAAUAGCGGAAAAAGCUUUGAAGACAUGUAUAGAAGUGAAUGGUGGUAUUGGCAGGGUCAGUGUUGGUUCUUAUCUGAGACAAGGCCUCAAAUUAUAUUGGGCUUUGAAGGGACAAGAAGAUGGAGAGGUAAAAGGGUAUGAGAAUUGGACCAGAAAGUUGCUUGAAGAUGGUGUUUUCAGGGUGUUUGAGAAUAUCCAGAGGACUUACACAUCGGCGGAUGAUCUUUUGACUCUUGAUUUCGCUGCGGAGAGCGAGUACCGUAUGUGUUGGGGAGAAGAAAUCACCAUAGCUAAAGGGUACUUAAGCAUAAUUGAGUCUCUUGCUUCUGUUCUUCCACCUGGUUUGGUUCAACUUGGCCGAAAGGUGAGACAAAUCGAGUGGCUGCCGGUGACUACUGCUAGAGAAAAAUCAGAUAUGUCAAAUGGUUAUGGCAAUACUAGCUCUACGCCUGUGAAGCUUCACUUUUGUGAUGGGACAACUAUGGUGGCUGACCAUGUUAUUGUUACAGUUUCAUUGGGUGUGCUCAAAGCUGGAGUUCAGGAUGAUGGUUCAGGUAUGUUUAAUCCUCCUUUGCCUUGUUUCAAGACUGAGGCAAUAUCAAGGCUUGGUUUUGGGGUUGUUAACAAGCUUUUCCUCCAACUGAGCCAAAGUUAUGAUCGAAAAUGCCAAGAUUUCCAAAGUUUUCCAUUUCUCCAAAUGGUUUUCCAUCGUGGGGACUCUGAACUUAGGCAAGAAAAGGUGCCAUGGUGGAUGAGGAAGACUGCUUCUAUGUUCCCAAUCUAUGAAAAUUCAAAUGUCCUGCUUUCCUGGUUUGCUGGAAAAGAGGCUCUCGAGCUUGAAUCCUUAAAAGAAGAGCAAAUCAUAAGUGGGGUUUCAUCUGCUAUUUCUAGUUUUUUGCCUAAACCAUUUUACAAGAAGGGAAAUCCCACUUCUCCUCCUGAAUUAUUAUUAUUAUCAAAUGGGAAUGUGAGUUCUGCAGACAAGUUUGAAGUGAAAGUUACAAAGGUAUUGAAGACUCAAUGGGGUAAUGAUCCUCUGUUUAUGGGGUCUUAUAGUUAUGUUGCAGUUGGAUCAAGCGGAGACGAUUUGGACAGAAUGGCUGAGCCAUUGCCUAGCAUCAGUAGUCAAGAGUCAACUGUUUCCCCUCCACUUCAGAUUUUGUUUGCAGGGGAAGCAACUCACAGAACCCACUACUCCACCACUCAUGGUGCCUACUUUAGUGGUAUUAGAGAAGCUAAUAGGCUUCUCCAACAUUAUCACUGUGCUGGGGUUUAGAGAAUUUAGUUUCUUUUUUUCUUUUUUUUUUUUUUUUUGGUUGGGGGGAACAUUUAUUUCUAUGAUAUUAUUCCUCGUUUCCAUAAACAAUUUCUAUGUCUCUCUCUGUGAAACUGCUACGAUUGGGGAGGGAGAAGAAAAGAAGAAGAAGAAGAAGAAAAAUUAGGACUUAUGAGACAGAAAUUUGGGACGUUUUCUAGAUGUACUGCAUGAACUAAAACAAGUUCUUAAUUUUAUUAUAUUAUUAUUCUAUUGCCUUUCUCCU
Cannabis sativa is the source of this 2288-nucleotide messenger RNA. RefSeq names its product probable polyamine oxidase 5. Lineage: Eukaryota; Viridiplantae; Streptophyta; Magnoliopsida; Rosales; Cannabaceae. The record is from RefSeq and is a predicted model, not a curated record. Gene Ontology annotation, molecular function: polyamine oxidase activity. Bases 290 to 2023 code for a protein of 577 amino acids. The transcript has a single exon.